AUGAACGCUCGGUUGUGGGUGGUGUUGGGCCUGGCGGCGACCUGGAUCCUGGCGGCGUCGGUGCGGCUUUACCAGCUGCAGGUGCUGCACCAUGAGAGCUACAGCGAGCAGGCCCGUCAGCAGCACCAACGCGUCGUGUCGCUCGAUCCGCCUCGCGGCACGAUCUACGAUGCCCGCGGCCGCGAGCUGUCGGUUUCGGUUGAGGUCGAUUCGGCUUUCGCCGAUCCGACCCGGGUCGAAGACCCUGCCGCCACCGCCGCCGCCCUGGCUCCGCUGCUGGGUCAAAAGCGCGCCACCCUGGAACGCAUGCUCGACGGCAAGGGCCAGUUCGUCUGGGUCAGUCGCAAGCUCGAUCCGCCGCUGGCCGAGUCCGUGCGCGGGCUCGAUCUGGCCGGAGUUUCCUUCGUUCGCGAGAGCAAGCGCUACUACCCGCUGCGCGGCCUGGCAGCGCCAGUGCUGGGUUACGUUGGCACCGACAAUCAGGGCCUCGGUGGCCUGGAGUCGCGCUACGACCGAGCGGUGGCCAGCGAGCCAGGCCGUCGCCGGGUGGUGCGAGACGCCCGCCUGGGCACCGUGCUGCAUCCGAACUGGGAAGAGACCGCGCCGAAGGCAGGUCGCGACCUCCACCUGACCCUCGACGGCGCCCUGCAGCACAUUGUCGAGCGCGAGCUCGAGGCGGCGGUCAAGAAGCUCUCCGCCAAGCGCGGCACGGUGGUGAUGCUCGAUGUCCGCGAUGGCUCGGUGCUGGCGAUGGCCAGUUGGCCGUCGUUCGAUCCCAACCGGUACGGUGACUUCCCGAAGGAGAGCUGGCGCAACCCGGCGGUGGCCGAUGCCUACGAGCCCGGCUCGACCUUCAAGAUGGUCACCCUGGCGGCAGCGCUCGAGGCCGGCAAGGUCGACACCCUCGAUGUCUUCGACUGCGAGAUGGGAGGUUUGCGGUUGUCGGGCCACUUCAUCCGUGACCACAAGCCCUUCGGCCUGCUGACGGUGCGCGAGGUGAUCGCCAAGUCGAGCAAUGUCGGUACUAUGAAACUGGCCUUCGCCACCGGCCGGAAGGACUUCUACGCUGCUAUCGAGACCUUCGGUUUCGGCCAGCCCACCGGUAUCGAUUUACCGGGCGAGAGUCCCGGUCUGCUGCGUUCCGAGGAGCAGAUGUCUCGCCUGUCGAUGGCCAAUAUCGCCUUCGGUCAGGGCAUCUCGGUGACCCCGUUGCAGCUCGCCAAUGCCUUUGCGGCGAUCGCCAACGGCGGCUGGUUGUAUCAGCCCUACGUAGUGUCGGUGGUUGGUGACACGCCGCGCCGACCGACCAAGCCGCGGCGGGUGGCACUAUCCACCACCACCCUGCGGCAGGUUCGCAGCGUGCUCGAAAGCGUGGUGAUCGAGGGCACUGGCAAGCGGGCGGCGAUCGACGGGUUCCGGGUUGCCGGCAAGACUGGCACGGCCCAGAAGGCGAUCCCCGGGGUGGGUUAUGCGCCGCGAAAGUACGUCGCCAGCUUCGCCGGCUUCGCGCCGGUGGACGAUCCGCUGAUCGCUGGCGUAGUGAUGUUUGACGAGCCCUGGCCGCAGUACCAUGGCGGCGCGGCGGCGGCGCCGGUGUGGGGCGCCAUCGUGCGGCAGAUGCUGCUUUACAUGGGUGCCCAGCCGCUGCGCGAGCGGCCGCAGAGCUGGCCUGGGGAGCCGCGUUCGGUGCCCCUGCCGCCGACCAUCGUCGCGGCAGCUCCCACCGAAGCUGGCGCGGUGCCCGACUUCGCUGGCCUGACCGCCCGUCAAGCGAUCCAUCAGUCGAGCGCAGCUGGACUGAAGCUGGCGCUGAACGGACAUGGCUUCGUCAGCCGCCAAUCGCCGUCACCGGGCACCUCGCACGACGCCUCGGCUGGAGUGGUGGAGCUUUGGUUGACGGCCGAGGCGCCGCGGGUGAUGCCGGCUCGUAGCGGGAUCGGUGUCCGGGCCGCGGCCGGCGCCCGAGCCUCGGCGGGGGCGCCAUGA
This is a messenger RNA of Nerophis lumbriciformis (worm pipefish), 1986 nucleotides long. NCBI's taxonomy places the organism in Eukaryota, Metazoa, Chordata, Actinopteri, Syngnathiformes, Syngnathidae. The record is from RefSeq and is a predicted model, not a curated record.